AUGCCUUCUACACUAGUGACGAACACGACCGCGUCCCUUCGUGGCGGUCAUGAGCAAGCACGUGCCCGCAUUACCAAGCCUCUUCAAUACGCUGGCGGAUUAGACUCCUACUCUUACAGUGAUCUGACACCAGUCAUUGGACGAGAGUACAGAGAUGUACAGGUCAAGGAUCUUCUGAGAUCUCCUAACGCUGAUGAUCUCAUCAAGGAUCUUGCCGUAACCAUUUCGCAAAGAGGCGUCGUCUUCCUCCGCGAUCAAGAUGUCACCCCCCAACAAAUGCGUGAGCUUGGCGAAAGACUUACGUUCCUUGCCGGUUGUCCAGAAUCAUCAAGAUUGCAUGUCCACCCCCUAACAGAAGAGGGCAGCGAGCUCGGCGACCAGAUCAGCGUAAUCAGUAGUACGAAGCAGAAGAGAGGAGGCGGUCUUACACACCAACUCAGCGACACGAGUCGCUUUGCGUCUGUUGGCUGGCAUACCGAUAUCAGCUUCGAGCCUGUCCCAUCCGACUAUGCCAUGCUCAAGAUCCACACUUUGCCUGAGACCGGCGGCGACACGCUUUGGGCCUCGGGUUACGAAAUAUACGACCGGCUCUCGCCCCAGCUAGCCAGCUUCUUGGAGACUUUGACCGCGACGCACGAAGCAAAGUUCUUCCACGAAGAGGCAGCAAGAUUGGGUAACCCCCUGAGAAAGGGAGUUCGAGGCUCGCCGCUUAACCAGGGAGGUGAAUUGACUGCCGUUCAUCCCGUCAUUCGGACCAAUCCCGUGACUGGCUGGAAGUCUGUCUAUGUAAACAAGGGCUUCACCCGCCGAAUAAAUGGCGUCACCAGAGACGAAUCCGAUAUGCUCUUGAACUAUCUCUUUAAUCUCGUCACGCAAAACCAUGACGCCCAGAUUCGCUUUAAAUGGAAUCCCAACGACCUCGCCAUCUGGGACAACCGCUCGACUUGGCACUGCGCGACAUAUGACUACGCGGAAGCACGUGCUGGUGAUCGUGUCUGCAGUCUUGGCGAGGCACCGUAUUUUGACACCUUGUCCGUGUCAAGAAGACAGGCCCUUUCCCAACAGGAGUAA
This is a messenger RNA of Xylona heveae TC161, 1071 nucleotides long. Its product is annotated as tfdA family taurine dioxygenase. Gene Ontology annotation, cellular component: cytoplasm. NCBI's taxonomy places the organism in Eukaryota, Fungi, Ascomycota, Xylonomycetes, Xylonales, Xylonaceae. Gene Ontology annotation, molecular function: 2-oxoglutarate-dependent dioxygenase activity. The transcript has 5 exons. The record is from RefSeq and is a predicted model, not a curated record. Bases 1 to 1071 code for a protein of 356 amino acids.